This is a messenger RNA of Procambarus clarkii (red swamp crayfish), 1678 nucleotides long. Lineage: Eukaryota; Metazoa; Arthropoda; Malacostraca; Decapoda; Cambaridae. The record is from RefSeq and is a predicted model, not a curated record.
GGUGUGAGGGAGGUGUUGACGUAGGCAGCGGCGACUGGAGUAGUCAGUUGCCUCCUGACCUUCACUGAGUUAACAUCAACUCGUCUACGGUUUUAAGAUGGGGUUGUUUACUGCAGUUUUGGGAGUAUUGGUUUGUCUGGUCGCAGAUGUGUCUUGCCAAUAUAGACCAGUUCAAAUUGCAGAGACUGGUCUGCCAGCGAAGUCACCCGCCCCUGCCAUAAUACCUGUCGACCAGUUCCCUGCACAGACCGGCCAUUUCAACUUCAUUCCUGGCAAUAACUUCCCUGCUGGUUCUCAACCCUUACCAAGCGGGACGGUCAACUUUCCCCAGGGUGUUGCUUUAAGUCACGGCGCUUCCGUUCCUUCCUCUGUAGGAUCUGGCACUCUUGGGGCGGGUGUGUUUGGUCAGGGUGUGGGCAGUGCUCAGGCGUCUGGUGCGGGUGUGUUUGGCCAGGGUGUGGGCAGUGCUCAGGCGUCUGGUGCGGGUGUGUUUGGUCAGGGUGUGGGCAGUGCUCAGGCGUCUGGUGCGGGUGUGUUUGGCCAGGGUGUGGGCAGUGCUCAGGCGUCUGGUGCGGGUGUGUUUGGCCAGGGUGUGGGCAGUGCUCAGGCGUCUGGUGCGGGUGUGUUUGGCCAGGGUGUGGGCAGUGCUCAGGCGUCUGGUGCGGGUGUGUUUGGCCAGGGUGUGGGCAGUGCUCAGGCGUCUGGUGCGGGUGUGUUUGGCCAGGGUGUGGGCAGUGCUCAGGCGUCUGGUGCGGGUGUGUUUGGCCAGGGUGUGGGCAGUGCUCAGGCGUCUGGUGCGGGUGUGUUUGGCCAGGGUGUGGGCAGUGCUCAGGCGUCUGGUGCGGGUGUGUUUGGCCAGGGUGUGGGCAGUGCUCAGGCGUCUGGUGCGGGUGUGUUUGGCCAGGGUGUGGGCAGUGCUCAGGCGUCUGGUGCGGGUGUGUUUGGCCAGGGUGUGGGCAGUGCUCAGGCGUCUGGUGCGGGUGUGUUUGGCCAAGGUGUGGGCAUUGGUCAACCUACAAUUCUUGAUAGUGGACGGUUUAACCAGGUUAACGUGCCUCGUGUAACCAGUGGCCCAGGUCGUAAUAUCUUCAGAAACGUUGGCAUCCCUGAAGUUAGAAGAGUGGACGCACUCUUGACCCCAACUGUCACCCAAGUUAUCACCAUCGACCGCUGCGUCACUGUCACCGACCAGGCCUUCAACAGCGUGGCCGUGACCCUGACUUCCUUCAGCGUGCAGACUGUCACCGUGGGAACACGAGCGGUGCUGCAGACGCCUGUCGAUGAUCGCGUCGCUCUCCAGACAUCGGUGUUUGUCCGGCCCGGGACCGUAACAUUAACGGAGGUGAAGUCUGACUUCAGGAUCGUGACUGAAACUUCUCUAACCCACGUGACCCUCGCCCACACGUCCUACGUCAUCAGCCAGUACACCUUCACCACCACGGCCACCCAAGUGAUAUCCUAUACGGCGACUUUGGUGCGUACAAACAUCAGCACCCAGAGGGCUACCAUCACAAACUACCGGACUGUCACCGACACUGUCUUCGUUAACAGCGGCUACGGCUACAGGGCACGAUAGCCGCAUUUUCUUAAUCUUGACCGUUCUUAAAGUUAAGAGUACCACUGUCAUUAUGACAAUUCUCUGAACUUCGAGUGACUCGUAAUAAAUUUUUUCCACUUU